This is a messenger RNA of Anopheles nili, 837 nucleotides long. RefSeq lists its product as uncharacterized. The transcript is spliced from 5 exons. The record is from RefSeq and is a predicted model, not a curated record. NCBI's taxonomy places the organism in Eukaryota, Metazoa, Arthropoda, Insecta, Diptera, Culicidae.
AUGGAGUCACAAAAGUUGGUGCUACAACAGUUGAAGACGUUUAUUGAAGAGUCAGAGUGUAGAUUGAAUUCCAUUCUCAAUAAACUGAACUGGAACAAAGAGAGCAUGCAAAUAUCGAACAGUCUAGGAGAUAAUGGCUGUAUUAAAUACUCUUCGUAGGAUUCGGAUGAGUUUCCACAGUCGUUUCAAUCAACUGAAAGCCCCUGCACGAUUAAACUGGAUAACAUCAAACAAGCCGAAGCAAUACUUGAGGAGGUGUACCAAAACCCGUCCUUUAAUUUAGGCGUUCCUUUGGAAGAAAUCGAAUACCGCAAACCACCGUCAAACUUAGAAGAUCUACAAGUAAAUUUUUCCCGGGAAGAGCGUUUGGCACUGCAUCACCAUGUGCUGAAAAAAACCACAGGACCGCCAGAAGUGCCGGAUAUAAAAAUACGUUUCAAAUGGAACAAGCAUGCUGAGGAAAAACCAGCAACCCUUGCCGAAAUAGCUGCACUCGAAAGAGAUGGCCGUCGACGAAACCCCAAACAUAGGGUAUCACGAAAUCCAUUGACUUACAGGGAAGAAUUGAGACAGUUAAUCAAUGUUCAAACGGAAGCUUUGGCUCAGCAUUUACAUAAAAAAUAUAGCAAUGAAGCUAAAUCAGGUAGCUGCUCAAAGGUGAAAUCCAAACACCGGCGCAGUUCCCAUUCAGAUUUUGGAGAUGAGGAGAGUAGCCAUAAGAGAAAAAAACGACACAGAAGUCGAUCCCGUACCAAAGAACGAUAUCGCGAACGUUCGUCGUCUAAUGAGCGGCAGCGCAGAAAAUCGCAAAAGAAGCACAAGAAAAAAUACCGAUAA